This is a messenger RNA of Aspergillus affinis, 348 nucleotides long. RefSeq lists its product as uncharacterized. The transcript has a single exon. The coding region runs from base 1 to 348 and encodes 115 amino acids. NCBI's taxonomy places the organism in Eukaryota, Fungi, Ascomycota, Eurotiomycetes, Eurotiales, Aspergillaceae. The record is from RefSeq and is a predicted model, not a curated record.
AUGGUGUCAAGUCGAAGAGUCCGCCACGAUCAGGGACGAGUUACACGUCGAACAUCAUCUACUCAUCCUGCCAUUGAACCCAGCGAGUCGGUCAAACCCGCAGCAUCCUGCGAGCAGAACUCGUCUUUACUCACACCCGACCGAAGAAUCUCGUCGAAGCGGGAUGGCUCGCAGAACGAUACGAGCGCUUGCUUGAGCAGGAAAGGGGGCGCUCGCAGUCUUAUCCUUACGAGCACAGGGCUUCUCGGGGAGGAUACCGGUCCCGUCAGAGACGACGAGGAUGGCAACGACGAGAUCCCUCUUCGCGGAAGCGUAGGGGGGUUUGGGCCAAGGAGGAAGAUAACCUGA